Messenger RNA from Elephantulus edwardii (Cape elephant shrew), 2682 nucleotides. RefSeq names its product desmocollin 1 (gene DSC1). The coding region runs from base 1 to 2682 and encodes 893 amino acids. Gene Ontology annotation, biological process: homophilic cell-cell adhesion. The record is from RefSeq and is a predicted model, not a curated record. NCBI's taxonomy places the organism in Eukaryota, Metazoa, Chordata, Mammalia, Macroscelidea, Macroscelididae. The transcript has 16 exons. Gene Ontology annotation, molecular function: calcium ion binding. Gene Ontology annotation, cellular component: desmosome; plasma membrane.
AUGGCUGAGGCCUCUACUGCGCUGAGGAGCACCUUCUCUAAGCAGCUCCUCUUCUUCCUACUGGUUCUAAUAUUAUUCUGUGAUGCUUGUAAGAAAAUUUCUCUUCGAGUUCCUUCUGAUCUUAAAGCUGAAACACUUGUAGGCAAAGUGAAUCUGGAGGAGUGUCUCAAGUCUACCAGCCACAUCAAGUCCAGUGACCCUGACUUCAGAAUUCUAGAAGAUGGCUCCAUUUACACAAAGCAGGACCUCACUUUGUCUUCUAAAAGGAAGAAAUUUUUCAUUUUCCUCUCAGAUAGUCAGAGACAGGAACAGAUAGAGAUUGAGCUUGUCCCUGAAGCAAGGGUAAACAAGAUCCAUAAAAGGAGAAACAUUAAAGACACAAGCCUUACGCGCAGCAAGAGACGAUGGGCUCCUAUACCAUGUUCCCUAAUGGAAAACUCACUAGGCCCUUUCCCACAACACAUCCAACAGAUCCAGUCAGACUCAGCACAGAAUUACACCAUCUUUUACUCCAUAAGUGGACCUGGAGUAGACAAAGAGCCCUUCAAUUUGUUCUACAUAGAUAGAGACACGGGGGACAUGUAUUGUACACGAAGCAUAGAUCGUGAGGAGUAUCAACAGUUUGCGCUAUAUGGCUAUGCAACAACCGCAGAAGGUUAUGCUACUGAGAAUAUACUUCCCAUCCUUGUAGUCAUUGAAGAUGAUAAUGAUAAUGCACCAUACUUUGAAACCAAGUUAACAACGUUUAGUGUACCUGAAAAUUGCAGAGCUGGAACAUCAGUGGGACAAGUUACCGCCAUAGAUGAUGAUGAACCUGGCACCUUACAUACUCGUCUGAGAUAUAAAAUCUUACAACAAAUCCCAGAACAUCCAAGGCAUUUCUCUAUACAUCCAGAUACAGGUGUCAUCACAGCACUUACAUCUCUCCUGGACAGAGAAGUCUGUGAUACAUACAAGAUAAUAAUGGAAGUACGAGACAUGGGGGGCCAACCUUUUGGCUUAUUUAACACAGGAACUAUCACUAUUUCACUUUUGGAUGAAAAUGACAAUUCACCAGUAUUCACAGAAACUUCUUAUUAUGCAGAGGUAGAAGAAAACAGAAUUGAUGUUGAGAUUUUACGAAUGUCGGUACGUGACAACGAUUUGCCCAACACACCCCACUCGAAGGCUGUGUACAUGAUUAUACAGGGAAAUGAAAAUGGAAACUUCAAAAUUUCCACCGAUCCAAAUACAAAUGAAGCAGUCUUGUGUGUUGUCAAGCCAUUGAACUAUGAACACAGCCGCCAAGUUACUUUGCAAAUCGGUGUGCUUAAUGAAGCACAAUUCUCUAAAGCAUCAAACUCCCAAGCUCCUACUAUGUGCACUACAACUGUCACUGUUAAAAUCAAAGACAGUGACGAGGGCCCGGAAUGCCAGCCGCCGGUCAAGGUUAUUCAGAGUAAAGAUAACCUCGCAGCGGGCACCGAGCUCUUUGGCUACAAAGCAGUGGACCCAGACACACGCAGCAGUGAAGGCUUAAGGUAUACGAAGGUCGGAGAUGAAGAUAACUGGUUUGAAAUUAAUGAACUAACCGGCGACUUGAAAACGCUGAAAGUACUCGACAGAGAAUCCAAGUUCGUAAAAAAUGACCAAUACAAUAUUUCCGUGAUCGCGAGGGAUGCAAGUGGUAGGUCUUGCACUGGAACAUUAGUAGUUCUUUUAGAAGAUGAAAAUGAUCACCCACCAGAGAUCAAAAAAGAGUUGACAAUUUGUCGCCAUGACAAAGAGUUUGCUGUUCUGGAACCUGUGGAUCUAGAUGGGCCUGACAAUGGUGCACCCUUUCAGUUCACUUUGGACAACUCUGCCAGCAGAUUAUGGACUAUUGAAGCAAAGGAUGGUAAAACUGCCAUUCUUCGUGAACGGACCCCUCUUGAUUACAACUAUUAUUCUGUGCCAAUCCAAAUAAAAGACAGACAUGGCUUAGCUGCAAAGCAAGUGCUGUCGGUGAGAGUAUGUGACUGCACGACCCCGUCUGAUUGUAGGAUGAAUGUGAUAGAUGUAAGAGACGCGGAGAUGUCCAAUGUCAUCCUCGGGAAAUGGGCUAUUCUUGCCAUGGUGUUGGGAUCGGCAUUGCUGUUGUGUAUUCUGUUUACAUGUUUCUGUGUUACUACUGCGAAGAAGACAGUGAAAAAAUGUUUCCCAGAAGAUGUGGCCCAACAGAAUUUAAUUGUAUCAAAUACCGAAGGACCUGGAGAAGAAGUGAUGGAGGCAAAUAUUCGACUCCCUACUCAAACUUCCAACAUUUGUAACACGAGCCUUAGUGGUCAAGGAAUCAAGACGCAGCAAAGUUUUGAAAUGGUUAAGGGAGGCUACACUCUGGAGUCUAACAAAGGAGGUGGACACCAGACCUUGGAGUCCAACAAGGGAGCAGGACAGGGUGUAACGGACACUGGCAGAUACGCGUAUUCAGACUGGCACAGCUUCACCCAACCUCGUCUUGGUGAAAAGGUGUAUCUCUGUGGCCAAGCGGAGGAACACAAGCAUUCGGAAGACUACAUUCGUUCAUAUAACUACGAAGGGAAGGGGUCCCUGGCUGGCUCUGUAGGCUGCUGUAGCGACCGACAGGAAGAAGAGGGCCUUGAGUUUCUCGAUCAUCUGGAACCCAAAUUCAGGACACUAGCAAAGACAUGUGUAAAGCAGUAA